UAGAGAGCAUGCGUGGAUAUUGUGUUUUGGGUGAUGCCCCUGACAAGAUUACUUCCCGAUGCAUUCGGCGUCCUCACCAUAUCACUAGUCGCUCUUCUUAUUCUUCUCGGUCUCCUCUGCAUCGCUUACUCCUUCUACUUCCACUCUCACGUUCGUAAGCAAGGCUUUAUUCAGCUUGGUUACUUCACCGCUCCUUGGCUUAUCCGCAUCCUAUUCAUCCUCUUCGCCAUCUGGUGGGCUCUUGGUGAGAUUUUCCGGUUGAGUUUGUUUAGGAGACUGAGCGGGCUUGAUCUGAGAUGGCAAGAAAACGUCUGCAAGUUGUACAUCGUCUCCAAUCUAGGGUUUGCAGAGCCUUGUCUCUUUCUGACACUCUUGUUUCUUCUGCGUGCUCCUUUGAAGAUGGAGUCAGGGGCUAUGAGUGAGAAAUGGAACAGGAACACGGCAGGUUAUAUUGCUCUUUUUUGUCUACCCAUGCUUGCUUUGCAGCUGGCGGUUGUUUUAUCCGAGUCACGCCUUAACGGUGGUGAUGGCUCUUAUGUAAAGCUGCCACACGACUUCACAAGAACCUUUUCUCUAGUUACUAUAGAUCAUGACCAGGUUGCGUUAUGCACGUAUCCUCUACUGAGUACCAUACUCCUCGGUGUCUUUGCAGCCCUCCUAAUAGCUUACUUGUUCUGGCUUGGAAGGCAGAUACUGAAACUGGUGAUCAACAAGCGUUUGCAGAAGAGAGUAUACACUUUGAUAUUUUCUGUCUCGAGUUUCCUUCCGUUGAGGAUUGUUAUGCUCUGUUUGUCGGUACUCACGAGAGCAGACAAGAUUGUGUUCGAGUGCCUUUCGUUCUUGGCCUUCUUGUCCCUCUUCUGCUUUUGCGUGGUUGCCAUUUGCUUGCUUAUCUACUUCCCGGUUUCAGAUUCAAUGGCCCUGAGAGGUCUAAGGGACAUGGACGAAGAUGACAGGGCUGUGACGGAAGAACGCAGUGGUGCUCUGUUGCUUGCACCACAUAACGAGGAUAGCUUGAGCAUAAGAGGUCGGAGAGACUCAAGGCCUUCUUCACAUGAGAGGUAUGUGGAACUCAGCCUGUUUCUUGAAGCUGGGAACUAAAAUCAUCAAAGACUGCUUCUUUGGUUUUGUGGCAAAAAAAAAAUACAUAAUUCAGUUUUGUGGCAAAAACACUUUGACUAAAAGGAGGGUUUUGGGGGUUUUAAUCUUGUGAAGGCUUGUUGUUUGAAAUGCUUUCUGCUUGAUGGAUUAUGUGAUCAAUUUUGAUUUAGAGAAAGAAAAAAAAGCACAACAAAACAUGUUUACGCGCUCGUUCUUUAAGGUCAGAACAUUUAUAAUGCAAAGUUGCAAACUAUGAAGCAGCAGGAAGAAAGUGGACACAACUUAAAUCUUUUCUUCCUUCAUAGGCCCAAUCAACUACUUUCUUUCAUCCAACUUACUGCACAGAGACAUAAUCCUCAACGUUAGCGAUUUAAGGAAAGUAUUCUAAUAUGCCACAGUUAGAAAAUAACUAUUCUAACUGCCACACUUUAUUCUACAUUGCCACAUUUUUUUUUCGUAGUAAUUUCUAGUAAUCAAGUUAGUUUCUAGUAAUUCAAGGUAGUUUCUAAUAAUUUAUAUUCCACAUAAUACUGAUUCAU
This is a messenger RNA of Eruca vesicaria subsp. sativa (arugula), 1640 nucleotides long. NCBI's taxonomy places the organism in Eukaryota, Viridiplantae, Streptophyta, Magnoliopsida, Brassicales, Brassicaceae. The record is from the annotation of a GenBank genome assembly.